ACGGAGUGUGAGUGGCCGACAGGCUGAGGCGGGCGCACUGGGCGGCCGUCGGCUCCUCGUUCGCUGGAUCAGCGAUGCCCGUGGCCAGCCCUCAGCACAAGGAGAGUGCGGCUAGCACCGUGUCCCGCUACCUGCUGCCCAAGCCGCCCCGGCACAGCCCCCCGCUGCUGCCGUCGCCGGGGCCCGGCUCGCACCACGGAUUCUCGCCCGAUCCGCAAGCUUGCCUCCAGGAGAUCCGGCAGCUGGCUUCCCCGGGCGGCGCUCUGCUGGCGGCCGCGGGCGGCGGCGCGGCGGCGUCGGGCGGCGAGGCAGCGGCGUCGCCGUUCGGACGCCGCAGCCCGGCCUCCGAACCGCUGCUGCUCGAGCCGCCGGCGAGCAUGUCGGCGCCUGCGGGAGCGGGCUACGCGGCGGCGCCCAUGGUGCACAGGGCCUCGCCCGGGGGCUACGACCUGCGGGGACACCGUCGUGCAGCACCGCCUCCUCCGCCAGACCUUUCGGCGGGACCGUUGUCGCCCCUCUACUUCCCGAACCUCCGGCCGCCUGAGGACUCCCGGCAGAAGGCGAGCGAAAGCCCGAGUCGGAAACGGCUGAAACUGUCGCUCGGAGCAGCGGCAGCAGAGAUCGCGGCCACCCCGGCGGCUGUGCCGAUCGCUCCGCCCGGUGCCUGGGGCGAAGGCUCGCCCACACUGCGCAGGCGCAGCGCUUCGCAUCAGCAGCGGCGCAUGGAUCACCCGCCGCACCACUCCGCUAGGUGCACCAGCAACACGGCGAGGUGCCGACGCAGCCCCAGUAUGCGCCGGCCUCGGUACCGUGAACCGCCACCGCCACCACCACCACCACCGCCUGUGGCACAGCAUGGCUGGCGGCCAAGCCCACCAUCACCUGAGCAGCAGCGCAACUUCCAGCCACACCUCCAUCACCCCAUGGCUCACCACCACCAUGUGGGCCACCAUCAUCACCAUGGAGGAACUGGCGCUGCAGGCGGGGCACAAACGCCAUCCCGCACUGGGGGCACCAGUGGUGUGCGCGUGGCCUGGGAGCCAUCGGUGGGCACCUUGCUCAGUGCUGCCAGCCCUGUGCAAGCUUUCCCACAGGCACCAAGCUUUGUCUUCGACUUGACACAGGUGCCUGUGACCCUGGCCUCAGCUGUGCCGGCACAGCCCUUUGCUGUGUGCAGCACAAGCAGCAGCAUGGCAAGCAGCGGGGGCCCCCUGGGGGCAGCUGGUGCUGCGGGGGGAGCUGCGGCGGCACCUCACUACCACCUGCCACUGUUCACGCCUUCCUUCUUUGCCACGCCGCUGCUUGCCGCCUCGGGCCACCACCAUGUGGCGCCUUGUGGGUGCUGCUUCCAUCACCACCAGUUUGCUGCACCAGCCUUCCUCCACCCGACUCAGAUGAUGGCUGCUGCUGCGCCGUUGGCUGCCCACCAGAGGGCACCACAACAUGCCACACUUUUGUCGCAGUCCCAGGAGCCAGACCUAGAGCUGCUUGCAGAACAGCGGCGAAAUGGUGGUGCCUACGGGGGCCUAUCGCCCCAGCUGAGCCAUCACGCAGCACCAGGCACACACUCACCAUCACCACCGAUCUCCCACCUCCUGCCAGACACUGUGACCACCAUGACUCCUCAGUCAGACUUCAUAUGCAUGGUGCAUCCACGGCGCCUGGUUCACGGACGACGCAGCUCUGGUCGCCGUUGGCGCACUCCUCUGGUGGCUGCCACGCCUCCUCCGCCACCGCCACAUCCUCAUCCAGGCUUCCUACUGCACCUCUUCUGGUGGCCUUAUGAUGGUUCUAGUGCCAUGCUGUCCAACAACCCAAUGCCAGCGUAUGCACCUGAAAUGGCAAGUGCCGAGUCGCCAGCAGCUGAGAACUAUGAAGCCCUGUUGAGCUUGGCCGAGAGGCUGGGAGAAGCCAAGCCACGUGGUUUGCCAAGAGCAGAGAUUGAGCAACUUCUGUCGUACCGCUUCAACCCUGAGACGCACGAAUCUGAGCAGACAUCAUGUGUGGUAUGCAUGUGCGACUUUGAGGCCCGACAGGUCCUGCGUGUGCUUCCUUGUGGGCACGAAUUCCAUGCCCGCUGCGUUGACAAGUGGCUCAAGAAUAACCGCACAUGCCCGAUCUGCCGAGGUGACGCAUCUGAAGGUGGACACAGCUCUGAAUGAGCAUGCAUUCAUGCUGCCUGCCAGGAUGAUGACCAGAAGUGGCACCACAUCGUUCUUCUCCUUUCUCACUUUUUUUUUUUUCCUUCGGCGGGGACUUUUUUGAGUGUGGCUGACGUCUUUGCAUGCUCUGGAGUCUGCCAAGAGAUAUCUGCAAAGCUGACGAAAUGCUUGGUUGCGGAGCUGCAAACCCCUUGUUUGCUCUCUUGGGAUUUCUUCUGAUCCUCUCUUUAAUGUGUGUGACAUUGCUUUUGGCCCAUUUUAUGUUCACCAAAAUUGAGUUCUGAGAUAGAAAGUACUGAUUGGGACUACUUCUUUUUUUGUGCAAUACAAGAGGUUCUUUAUUCAUUUGCGUGUAUCUGUGUCUGCGCUUGACCUUGUAGAAUAAAAAGGCUGUUUCUGUCCGACAGCUCUGCAACCAGGUUGCUUCACAGUGCAAAGAUCAAGCAAAGUGCGAAUGUGCUCUCACUUUUUUUUUGCAUGUGUGUAAGUGUGUUGGUAAAAAAAAAGCAUGGUUGUCAAUCCAUGGUGCCAGGCAGCCGGUGAAUAAAUGCGCUGUGACCUCCUCAUUUUGGGCGUUGCCUAGGAUAUCCCCUAUGCCAAGGCUUAGUUGUUGCCCAGAAAUGUGCCCAGUGUGCUGCUUACUAGGUUUGUCUCAUAAUACUGGAGGCCUUUCCUGUGGCUCCUUUUGCAACCUGGCUGUUGCCUUUGCUAUAAGAAUUAUUUUUUUUUUUUUUGUCCAGAGUUUGUGACUUGCCUGGAGCCAAAGCCAGGUUGAAAACGAGCCAGAGGCUGGCCACAGUUGUCGCUCAAAUGCUAGUGGUCCCUGUUGUGCUGAAGUUGGUGUGCGUUGCUCCAAUGUGCUGGAUGGAGUGUGACCCCCCCCCCUCCCCUCAAAGCUUGAGAAAGUACGCCAGCAAAGUGUCUGAAACUAAUAGGAGCUGUGGUACCACUGCACGCUGUUCAUUUGAUCUUCCACCAUGGGCCUGCUGCAUGUUGGCAGCCAUCAGGGGGGGCAGAUGGUCCCAUGUCGCCCUCUCAUUCAUGCCCACUGCACAUAUUUAAGACCAGCAUCUUCAUUUGAGCACUUGCUUGCCUUAGGCUUUGCCCUUCAAUGACGCUGUCCCCUGCAGCAGCUUGGCUUUUCCCCGCUUGGCAGCAGUGCUGGUCAUGCAGGACUCUGUCCAGCUUGAUUUUGUCCCUUGAAAAUGUAUUUAUGUAAUGCCAUUCAUUUGUCUAAGUCGUUUUUAAGGCUCAUUGCUCACAUUUGUCAUGCUGCAUUGCAUUGUUGUGUUUGUUUCUUGUUGGUACAAGUGUCCAACGUUUUACACAUGCCACUACACUUCCCACCACACAUUGCCGUGUCUUAGUCAAUCUUCGCGGCUUACUUUUUUGCUGUUGCAUUCUUUUAAUGGAUUACUUUAUAUUUUUUUUAUUGGGCUGUAUGCAUUCAGUCGUUAUGGACAGUUGUCCCACAUAUUUUUUGUAUUCGUUGUUCAGUUCAGUUAUUGUUCUUGCAUGCAUUGUUUGACAAAGGUGUUGUCGAUAAUUCUUUGGGGUGAUAACCUGAACUGUACUGCAGUAUUUGACAUACCAUAGCGACAAGCAUUCUGUUUCUUAUGGACAUAAUGUGGGUGUCUCAGUUGCAAGUAGGGUUUUGCAAUGCUGUUAGCUUUUCAUUUGGGACGUGUCUGCAUCUUUGCGCUGCACAAUAAUUGUUUGUGGCACACAUUUUACUCAGGGGCAGUCACCCUCACGUUAUUUGUUACCUUUGCUGUACUGUGUUUCGUUCCGUAUUUUUUUUUUUGUGUGUGCAUGCGUGUGUGUGCGUGCGCUUGUAUGUAUAAAAGAAACCCGUCAGUUGAGCACCAUCCAAUUGCCAAAUUUCUUGAGGCGGCUAAAGUGAAAAGUGCAAAUUUUAGUGACAUCAUUCACCUCUACUCGGUUUGCCUGCUUAUUGAGGCAGCAGUGUUUCCUUUCCUCCCUCCAAUCAUUCCAAGGCAGUGGCUCACUUCCCUGGCUUGGCACCUGUGCACUGAAGCCCACAGUCCAGCAUUGGACGGAGAAAAAGAUAUUUUCGAGCCUAUUGCAGGGCAGCCGUGAUGCAGUCCCCUUUGUUUUUACACUCGCUGCCCCUACGGCUUCCUCACCAGCAGUGCAAUAAGUGUGCUCCACUUUUCUUUGCCAGCCCUGCCUAGACAGUUUGCCUGAUCUCAGCCGAGUCUGCCUGUAUAUACAUAUGACACACCGCUAGGGAAGCCUCUCAUCCUCCUGCUGUUCACUGCAGUGCUGUUUUGCAGAAUAGCUGUGGCUGCCUCUGCUAGCCCGCAUUGCAGGGUGCUUGCUUGUGCAUGUAGCCAUUUCCAUUGCUGGGCUGCACGGUUGUUUGUUUCGUGCACCCUCUUAGCAUUGGUUUCUUUUUUAUUUUAUUUGAUGGGCAUUAUAUUUGCUGUGUUUGUUUUGUUACAAGUGGUACAAGAAUGUCGAAAGCAAGCUACUGAUGCAACAGAGCUUUGGCCACGAUGGUUUAGAAGGCAUUGCCUGAAUGCCAUUGGCUUGCUUGUGGUACUGUUAAUUUGUUAAUACUCUUUGGAAAGCACCGGUAGCUUUUGCUGGAGCAGGGUUUCUGUUUAGAGUGGCGUUUGCUAGUGACGGGACAGUUGUCAGCAUCAGCAGAGCUGUCGACACUUUUGUACCACACCAUUUGUGACUCGCAUGUUAAAACACGUUCGGGAAAGAAGUGUGGUUUGCUCUGGACUUUUUUUCUUAUUUUCUCAUAGGGGUAUUUCUCCCUCUGAAGCUUGAUACUUGCUCCAUUUCUAUGAGAAGGGUGACACAGAAAACAUUUUUUAAAAGUUGUAUCUUCCUCAAAGUAACUUGUGUAGUUCUGAGACUCCCUUGCAGUCUCUGGUGGCAUUACGUGUAGCACGCAUGUGGCCGAUCUUGCACCAGCCCAGUUUUUUGCCUUUCCGUAGACGGCAGGAGUCUGGCCAAGUCGGCAGUGUUUGUGUGUGCACCAAAACACGCGCAGCUUACACAUUUGUGACAUUCCAGUGUGGAGAUGUGCCCACUUUCUAUGCAAAGUUUCUCUCUGGACUCUGCAGCACCAGUUGAGUUUCCGAUUGUCCAAGUGGCUCCUUCGCUUUCUUACCAACUCUGGCUGUCACUUGCGAGUAAUCCUUCCUGGAUGGUCAUGUUCGAAUUCUAGUGCAAGUCCCAAAGUGCCAAUAAAAAUUCAGUACCACAUGUGUGUGCAUUUACAUGUUUCAGGAGAUGCUUGUUUUCAUUUGACUGUUUUAUUUCUUGUGUGUUUGUACAAUAAAGCAUUUUUAAUCACUACACAA
Molecule: messenger RNA, 5503 nt
Organism: Dermacentor silvarum
Lineage: Eukaryota; Metazoa; Arthropoda; Arachnida; Ixodida; Ixodidae
Gene: mura
Product: RING finger protein 44
Exons: 11
Coding region: 75-2162 (695 amino acids)
Source: RefSeq, a predicted model, not a curated record